Messenger RNA from Chrysoperla carnea, 1008 nucleotides. RefSeq names its product protein YIPF3-like. The transcript is spliced from 2 exons. NCBI's taxonomy places the organism in Eukaryota, Metazoa, Arthropoda, Insecta, Neuroptera, Chrysopidae. The record is from RefSeq and is a predicted model, not a curated record. Bases 1 to 666 code for a protein of 221 amino acids.
AUGGCGAGAGAUACUUCAGUGAUUUUCAUUGGUAAUGACGAUUACUCUAGUAAUCGUAAAAAUAAAUAUUUAAAAUUAUUUUGGGUAAAUCCAAGAGAGUUACCGUAUCGAAUUUUAGGAUCGUUUGUCCCACCGAUAGCAGGAAGUAAAUAUUGUAAAAUUUAUGUUGAUCUCUUAGGUCCAUCAUUAGCAUUAUUAUUUAUGGCUGCAAUAUUACAUUAUGGCCAUUCAUCGAAAGUUUCGUACGCAGCUUCUCAAGUAUCGCCUACUGAAACUUUAUUAAUUUAUUCAAUUGUAAUGCCUAUAUUAUGUUAUGCAGUUAGCCGAAUCGGUAAAUCGAAAAAUACAUUUUUAGAAACAGUCUCGUUAAUUGGUUACAGUUUAUUUGGACAUGUUCUAACAUUGAGUGUUUCGUUGCUGUUGUAUCAAGAGAAAAGUAAUGUGUUUUUCUUUGUUUGUUUUUUGAUAUUUGGUGGAUUGAGUGCACUUCGAAUUGCUUUGGUAUUUCUUAUGUCGAUACCACUUCCUGCUGCACGAUUGAUUGUUUGCAGUUUAAUUGCUACAUUACACUUACUAUUUCUCAUAUUUAUACAUUUUACGUAUAUGCAUAAAACGUUUAUAUAUGGAAUAGCUGGAAAUUCUGUUGCAAAACAUAAACAUCUUUAGUUUCAAAACGUAAAGUUCCGUUUAUCUGGAACUGUUAAAACAUUUAAAUGGCCAUCCUGUAUAAAGAAUUUAAAUCAUGACGUUAAUAUUGCGCUAACUUGUAGUUGUUAAGGCAGUAUAAAUUUUUGAUAAUUAUUAUAAAUAGAAAUGAAGUUUUCACUCCGGAAUGUUAUAUUACUAAGUGUUAACUAACUGCAUAAUGCAUUUUCAGCAGGCGAUCCAUUUUGUACGUACACCCUAUAUAAAAUUUCCGGUAUACCAAAUUUUCAUGUAUUCAUUUUGAGGCUUUUAUUUAUAUUGAAAUAAAUAGUAUUGAGUGAAUUGAGUGAAUUAUUCGACAGA